AUGCCCCGUGUCCUGUUGCUGGGAGCCGUGUGCAUUUUCCUGUUUGCCAGAGUGCCCCCCGCCCACCCUCUUCAGGAAAUGCACGUGAGCAGGGAGACCGUCGGGAAGAUUUCAGCAGCCAGCAAAAUGAUGCGCUGCUCGGCUGCGAUGGACAUCCUGUUUCUGUUAGAUGGCUCUCACAGCGUCGGGAAGGCAAGCUUUGAGAGGUCCAAGCGCUUUGCCAUCACGGUCUGUGAUGCCCUGGACAUCAGCCCAGAGAGGGUCCGAGUGGGAGCAAUGCAGUUUGGUUCUGCUCCUCAUCUGGAAUUCCCCUUGGAUGCAUUUCCCACACGACAGGAAGUGAAGGCAGAAGUCAAGAGGAUGAUUUUCAAAGGAGGGCGUACAGAGACGGGCCUCGCCCUGAAACACCUUCUGCACGGAGGCUUCCCCGGGGGCAGAAACGGCUCCGUGCCGCAGCUGCUGGUCAUCGUCACUGACGGGAAGUCCCAGGGGCACGUGGCGUCACCGGCCAAGCAGCUGAAGGAAAGGGGCGUCACUGUGUUUGCCGUGGGGGUUCGGUUCCCCAGGUGGGAGGAGCUACAUGCCCUGGCCAGCGAGCCGUGGGAGCAACACGUGCUGUUGGCAGAACAGGUGGAGGACGCCACCAACGGCCUCCUCAGCACCCUGGCCAGCUCUGCCCUCUGUACCAUCCAUGCUCCAGACUGCCAGGUGGAGGCUCACCCCUGUGAGCGCCGGACGCUGGAGACGGUCAGGGAACUCGCCGGCAGCGCCCCCUGCUGGAGGGGUUCGCGGCGGACCGACGCUGUGCUGGCUGCACGCUGUCCCUUCUACAGCUGGAAGAGAGUGCUCCUCUCCCAUCCAGCCACCUGCUACAGGACCACCUGCCCAGGCCCUUGUGAUGCCCGUCCCUGCCAGAACGGGGGCACAUGUGUUCCAGAGGGGCUGGACAGAUACCACUGCCUCUGCCCGCUGGCCUUUGGAGGGGAAGCCAACUGUGCCCCAAAGCUGAGCCUGGAAUGCCGAAUCGAUGUCCUCUUCCUGCUCGACAGCUCUGCGGGCACCACCCUGGAGGGCUUCCUGCGCGCCAAGGCCUUCGUGAAGCGGUUCGCACAGGCCCUGCUGAGUGAGGACUCCCCGGCCCGCGUGGGCGUGGCCUGGUACAGCAGGGAGCUGGUGGUGGCAGUGCCCAUCGGGGAGUACCAGGACGUGCCCGACCUGGUCAGGAGCCUUGACCACGUUCCCUUCAGCGCUGGCCCCACCCUGACGGGCAGCGCCUUGCAGCAGGCCACAGAGCGUGGCUUUGGAAGCGCCAUCAGGGCAGGCCAGGACUGGCCACGCAGAGUGCUGGUCCUGCUCACCGAGUCGCACUCCCAGGAUGAGGUGGCCGGCCCGGCUCGUCGUGCCAGGGCCCGAGAGCUGCUCGUGCUGGGCGUGGGCAGUGAGGCUGUGCGGGCAGAGCUGGAGGAGAUCACAGGCAGCCCGAAGCACACGAUGGUCUACACAGACUCGCAGGACCUCUUCAACCAAAUCCCAGAGCUGCAGGGGAAGCUGUGCAGCCGGCCACGGCCAGGCUGCCAGGCCCAAUCCCUGGACCUGGUCUUCCUUUUGGAUGCCUCGUCCUCCGUGGGCCCCGAGAACUUUGCCCACAUGCAGAGUUUCCUGAGAAGCUGCGCCCUCCGGUUUGACGUGAACCCUGACGUGACGCAGGUCGGCUUGGUGGUAUACGGCAGCCGGGUGCAGGUCACCUUCGGGCUGGACACCCACCCGACCCGGGCGGCAGUGCUGCGGGCCAUGAGCCAGGCUCCUUACCUGGGUGGGGUGGGCUCGGCCGGCACGGCCUUGCUGCACGUCCACGACCAGGUGAUGACGGUCCGGAGGGGCGCCCGGCCCGGCGUCCCCAAGGCCCUGGUGAUGCUCACAGGUGGGAGAGGGGUGGAGGACGCCACCGUCCCUGCCCAGAAACUGAGGGACAACGGUGUCUCUGUCUUGGUCGUGGGCGUGGGGCCCGUGCUGAGAGAUGCGCUGCGGAGACUGGCAGGUCCCCGGGACUCCCUGAUCCACGUGGCAGCUUACGCCGACCUGCAGUACCACCAGGACACUGUCAUCGAAUGGAUCUGUGGAGAGGCCAGACGACCCGUCAACCUCUGCAAACCCAGCCCGUGCAUGAACGAGGGCACCUGCGUCCUGCAGAACGGGAGCUACCGCUGCGAGUGCCGGGGCGGCUGGGAGGGCCCCCACUGUGAGAACCGGGUCUUGAGAGGUGACGCACCCCAGGCACUAGCCUCCCACCAAGAGCCUACAGGAAGACAGCUACCAAACCCUUUGCUGCAACCUCAUGGAAGGCUAGGGCAUCCUGGACGCUGA
Messenger RNA from Lepus europaeus (European hare), 2364 nucleotides. It is a transcript of the gene VWA2, whose product is annotated as von Willebrand factor A domain containing 2. Gene Ontology annotation, molecular function: calcium ion binding. Gene Ontology annotation, biological process: calcium-independent cell-matrix adhesion. The record is from RefSeq and is a predicted model, not a curated record. Gene Ontology annotation, cellular component: basement membrane. Bases 1 to 2364 code for a protein of 787 amino acids. Lineage: Eukaryota; Metazoa; Chordata; Mammalia; Lagomorpha; Leporidae. The transcript is spliced from 13 exons.